AUGUGUCUACCUGUAAAGCUGACAGAUGCGGAAGGCGAUGACAAGAUUCCAUCUUUCUUUUUCCUUCUUAUUUUCUGUAAGGAUAUCGUCUUUCUUCUUUUCGUUUUCUUUCUUGUUUGCUCUCUUCUUUUCCUUUUCUUUCUUAUUUGCUCUAAGGAUAACGUCUCUUUUCUUUAUCUUUUCUUUCUUAUUUGCUCUAAGGAUAACCUCUCUCUUCUUUUCAUUUUCUUUCUUGUUUGCUCUAAGGAUAACCUCUCUCUUCUUUUCCUUUUCUUUCUUAUUUGCUCUAAGGAUAACGUCUCUCUUCUUUUCAUUUUCUUUCUUAUUUGCUCUAAGGAUAACGUCUCUCUUCUUUUCCUUUUCUUUCAUAUUUGCUCUAAGGAUAACGUCUCUUUUCUUUAUCUUUUCUUUCUUAUUUGCUCUAAGGAUAACCUCUCUCUUCUUUUCCUUUUCUUUCUUAUUUGCUCUAAGGAUAACCUCUCUCUUCUUUUCCUUUUCUUUCUUAUUUGCUCUAAGGAUAACCUCUCUCUUCUUUUCCUUUUCUUUCUUAUUUGCUCUAAGGAUAACCUCUGUCUUCUUUUCCUUUUCUUUCUUAUUUGCUCUAAGGAUAACGUCUCUCUUCUUUUCCUUUUCCUUCUUAUUUGCUCUAAGGAUAACGUCUCUCUUUCUUAUUUUCAUUUUCUUUUUCUUAUUUGCUCUAAGGAUAACGUCUCUCUUCUUUUCCUUUUCUUUCUUAUUUGCUCUAAGGAUAACCUCUCUCUUCUUUUCCUUUUCUUUCUUAUUUGCUCUAAGGAUAACGAUAACCUCUCUCUUCUUUUCCUUUUCUUUCUUAUUUGCUCUAAGGAUAACCUCUCUCUUCUUUUCCUUUUCUUUCUUAUUUGCUCUAAGGAUAACGUCUCUCUUCUUUUCCUUUUCUUUCUUAUUUGCUCUAAGGAUAACGUCUCUCUUCUUUUCCUUUUCUUUCUUAUUUGCUCUAAGGAUAACCUCUCUCUUCUUUUCCUUUUCUUUCUUAUUUGCUCUAAGGAUAACGUCUCUCUUCUUUUCCUUUUCUUUCUUAUUUGCUCUAAGGAUAACGUCUCUCUUCUUUUCCUUUUCUUUCUUAUUUGCUCUAAGGAUAACGUCUCUCUUCUUUUCCUUUUCUUUCUUAUUUGCUCUAAGGAUAACGUCUCUCUUCUUUUCAUUUUCUUUCUUUUUUGCUCUAAGGAUAACGUCUCUCUUCUUUUCCUUGUUAUUCUUAUUUGCUCUAAGGAUAACGUCUCUCUUCUUUUCCUUUUCUUUCUUAUUUGCUCUAAGGAUAACCUCUCUCUUCUUUUCCUUUUCUUUCUUAUUCUUAUUUCUCUAAGGAUAACGUCUCUCUUCUUUUCUUUUUCUUUCUUAUUUGCUCUAAGGAUAACGAUAACGUCUCUCUUCUUUUCCUUUUCUUUCUUAUUUGCUCUAAGGAUAACCUCUCUCUUCUUUUCCUUUUCUUUCUUAUUUGCUCUAAGGAUAACUUUUUCUUUCUUAUUUCUUUUCCUUUUCUUUCUUAUUUGCUCUAAGGAUAACGAUAACAUUUUCUUUCUUUUCUUUAUCUUUUUCAUUUUCUUUCUUAUUUGCUCUAAGGAUAACGAUUUUCCUUUCUUUCUUAUUUGCUUUAAGGAUAACGUCUUUUCUUUUCCUUUUUUCUUUCUUAUUUGCUCUAAGGAUAACGUCUCUUUUCUUUAUCUUUUCUUUCUUAUUUGCUCUAAGGAUAACGUCUUCUCUUCUUUUCCUUUUUCUUUCUUAUUUGCUCUAAGGAUAACGUCUCUCUUCUUUUCCUUUUUCUUUCUUAUUUGCUCUAAGGAUAACGUCUCUUUUCUUUUCCUUUUCUUUCUUAUUUGCUCUAAGGAUAACGUCUCUCUUCUUUUCCUUUUCUUUCUUAUUUGCUCUAAGGAUAACGAUAACGUCUCUCUUCUUUUUCCUUUUCAUUUUCUUAUUUGCUCUAAGGAUAACGUCUCUCUCUUUUUUUCUUAUUUUAACGUCUCUUUUCUUUUCUUUUCUUUCUUAUUUGCUCUAAGGAUAACCUCUCUCUUCUUUUCCUUUUCUUUCUUAUUUGCUCUAAGGAUAACGUCUCUCUUCUUUUCCUUUUCUUUCUUAUUUGCUCUAAGGAUAACGUCUCUCUUCUUUUCCUUUUCUUUCUUAUUUGCUCUAAGGAUCGUCUCUCUUCUUUUCCUUUUCUUUCUUAUUUGCUCUAAGGAUAACGUCUCUCUUCUUUUCAUUUUCUUUCUUAUUUGCUCUAAGGAUAACGUCUCUCUUCUUUUCUUUUCAUUUUCUAAGGAUAACGUCUCUCUUCUUUUCUUUUUUGCUUAUUCUAAGGAUAACGUCUCUUUUCUUUUCCUUUUCUUUCUUAUUUGCUCUAAGGAUAACGUCUCUUUUCUUUAUCUUUUCUUUCUUAUUUGCUCUAAGGAUAACGACUCUCUUCUUUUCCUUUUCUUUCUUAUUUGCUCUAAGGAUUACGUCUCUUUUUUUUAUCUUUUCUUUCUUAUUUGCUCUAAGGAUAACGUCUCUCUUCUUUUCCUUUUCUUUCUUAUUUGCUCUAAGGAUAACGUCUCUCUUCUUUUCAUUUUCUUUCUUAUUUGCUCUAAGGAUAACGUCUCUUUUCUUUUCCUUUUCUUUCUUAUUUGCUCUAAGGAUAACGUCUCUUUUCUUUAUCUUUUCUUUCUUAUUUGCUCUAAGGAUAACCUCUCUCUUCUUUUCCUUUUCUUUCUUAUUUGCUCUAAGGAUAACGACUCUCUUCUUUUCCUUUUCUUUCUUAUUUGCUCUAAGGAUAACCUCUCUCUUCUUUUCCUUUUCUUUCUUAUUUGCUCUAAGGAUAACCUCUCUCUUCUUUUCCUUUACUUUAAUAUUUGCUCUAAGGAUAACGUCACUCUUCUUUUCAUUUUCUUUCUUAUUUGCUCUAAGGAUAACGUCUCUCUUCUUUUCCUUUACUUUAUUAUUUGCUCUAAGGAUAACCUCUCUCUUCUUUUCAUUUUCUUUCUUAUUUGCUUUAAGGGUAACGUCUUUCUUCUUUUCCUUUUCUUUCUUAUUUGCUCUAAGGAUAACGUCUCUUUUCUUUAUCUUUUCUUUCUUAUUUGCUCUAAGGAUAACCUCUCUCUUCUUUUCCUUUUCUUUCUUAUUUGCUCUAAGGAUAACGUCUCUCUUCUUUUCAUUUUCUUUCUUAUUUGCUCUAGGAUAACGUCUCUCUUCUUUUCAUUUUCUUUCUUAUUUGCUCUAAGGAUAACGUCUCUCUUCUUUUCAUUUUCUUUCUUAUUUGCUCUAAGGAUAAUGUCUCUCUUCUUUUCAUUUUCUUUCUUGUUCGCUGCGCAACUGCAAGUUAACUUUUUCUUCGUCCGAGGCGCAAACCCAACUCCAACUGCAACUUCUCUCUCGCCGUCCGCCCUGCAACUCUUCUGCCUGUCCGGCCUGCAACUCUUCUAUUACGUCCUUUCUUUCUUUUUUCCUCGAUCACAUUCUUUCUUUUUUCUUUUUUCUCGAUUACAUCCUAUCUUUCUAUUUUUUGAUUACUUACGUUCUAUCUUCUCCAUUACUUUCUUUUUUUCUAUUUUUAGCUUAAAUUCUUUCUUUUUUUUCUCGAUUAAUUUUUUUUUUCUCGAUUACUUUUUUCUAAUUUUAGAUUACGUAUUUUUCAUUUCUUCUUCUCGUUUACAUUCUUUCUUUCUUUUUUCUAGAUUACUUUGUUUUUUCCUUCGAUUUUCUCUAUUACUUUCUAUUUUCUUUUUUGGAUUUUCUCCGUUUCUUUCCUAUUUCUAUUUUCUUUGUUUCUUUUUCUUUGUUUGUUUGUUUGUUUCUUUCUUUUUGUCGUUGAUUUAUCAUAAAUCUUGCAUUAAUAGACUUUUUCAUUUCAUUUAA
This is a messenger RNA of Acanthosepion pharaonis, 3864 nucleotides long. The record is from the annotation of a GenBank genome assembly. Lineage: Eukaryota; Metazoa; Mollusca; Cephalopoda; Sepiida; Sepiidae.